Messenger RNA from Trichomonas vaginalis G3, 372 nucleotides. Its product is annotated as KilA, N-terminal/APSES-type HTH, DNA-binding family. Lineage: Eukaryota; Parabasalia; Trichomonadida; Trichomonadidae. The transcript has a single exon. The record is from RefSeq and is a predicted model, not a curated record. Bases 1 to 372 code for a protein of 123 amino acids.
AUGUCAACAUUAGAGAACACAACAACUGCUAUCGUUCAUGAAGCCAUUAAUGAAGAAUACGAAUACAUACAAUAUAACAAACAACUUCGCCUCAUUCGUUCGGUCAAAGAUGACAUGUACCAAAUGCAAAGUAUAAUGAAUGCUCUUCGUUCUACAAAGCAAGCAUAUCAUUGGUUUGAAAACCAACAGACAAAAGAACUUUUAGAAGAAUUUCCUCAUAUGAUUGCUUCCCUCGGAAAACCGAGGGAAGAGAUUCCAUUCGAAAAUCGCAAGAAUUUGGCUCCUUGUUUGAAAGGUUAUUAUGUUCAUAGACUUUUAGUAAAUGCUGUAGCAAUGUGGGUUCACCUCGUUAUGCUUGUUAUAUUUUCAUGA